AUUGGCAACGUUACUGAAUAACGAGGUUAUAACAACGUUGUGACAACCUUGUUCAGACAACAAACAACACCACCUUUUGACAACGUUGUAGCAACGCUGUAAGAAAGUAGACAGCGCUGUCACAAUGUUGUGUGUUUUUGUCAAUCUGUGGGUGAAGUGUCCAUCAUCUACUGUGUCCACUGUAAAGGUUAGUCCUGUGGCUGGAGGUGACCUUUACCACCAUCGGAGCCGUUUUUAGUGCCCAUUCCUGUAGGAGAAAUAGUGGCCUCCUCCUUUUCAUUUCAUCGUGUUCUCUUGGUUCAGCUCUGAUAUUGCUCACAACUCUCUUUCUCGAGCUUUUACACUUUAUUGCAGACCAAAAAUACAUGCUCCAAAAAGAAAGCAAAGCAGUCCAGAAGGUGAAACAGAACAGAAUUCAGUUACUACCCCCCCCCCCAAUAAAUAAAUAAAUAAAUAAACAAACAAACAGAACUUAAUGUGAAGGAUUCACUUGAUAUUGAGAAAGAAUUAGAUUCCAACUCAGUAGCUACAAGUAAAACUAUUAUGGCAUGAAUAUAAAACCAUCCUAAUUGUAGUUCAGUACAUGCAGCUGUUUGAAUGAAGGUCCUACCCACCUCCCACCUGACACACACACACACACACACACACACACACACACAUCUAAGGACUGGCACACAUUCCUCCAGUUCCUCAACACGUUGAGCAGCGCUGCACCAGCAGCUGACCGCUGCCACCAGCCGUGAACGACCAGGCUUCAGCUCUUCAGUCUGAAAUACUGCAGUUUUGUGGGAGAGAAAGAAAGAAAGAAAGACAGCAACGCGUUCGACACGCGGCUCGACCAUGUCGCCAGUCUCAGCCGGCUUUGGCGCGAGAUGAGCUCAAAGCGCUGCUGGGAUCCUCCAGCCGACAUGGAGGCGACUCCGGAGCCCCUGUGGUCCUCCACGCCCGCCCUGUACGACGAGGACGACGGGAACGACACUUCCAGCAAUAUGUUCGAGCAGCCCGACUGGCAAGUGGCGCUGUGGGCCGUCGCCUACAGUCUGGUCGUGCUGGUGUCCGUCGUGGGCAACCUGACGGUCAUCUGGAUCAUCGUGGCGCACAAGCGCAUGAGGACGGUCACCAACUACUUCAUCGUCAACCUCGCCUUCUCCGACGCCUCCAUGGCCACUUUCAACACGGUCUUCAACUUCGUCUACGCCGUCCACAACGACUGGUACUUCGGCUUAGGAUACUGCAAGUUUCAGAACUUCUUCCCCAUCACGGCUGUGUUCUCCAGCAUCUACUCCAUGGCAGCGAUCGCCGUAGACAGAUACAUGGCCAUUAUCCACCCUCUCAAGUCAAGACUCUCCUCCACCACCACUAAAGUAGUGAUUGCUGUCAUCUGGGCUGUGGCUUUCUCCCUGGCCUUCCCUCAGUGUUUCUAUUCCAGCACUAAAUUCUACUCUCACCGCACUGUCUGCAUGGUGGAAUGGCCUGAUGACUACGGAGGGAAGCACCAGCUCUCGUACCAGAUUGCUGUGAUUAUCCUGAUCUACUUGCUCCCCCUGCUGGUGAUGCUGGUGACCUACAGCCUGGUGGGCCAGCGCCUAUGGGGCAGCAAAAUCCCUGGCGAAGCUUCAGAUCACUAUCAGCACCAGAUACAGGCAAAGCGCAAGGUGGUGAAGAUGAUGAUAGUGGUGGUGAUGACCUUUGCUAUAUGCUGGCUACCCUAUCACAUCUACUUCAUACUGGGCAGCUUCAAGAGGGACAUUUACAACCAGCAUUACAUCCAGCAGGUCUACUUGGCCAUCUUCUGGUUGGCUAUGAGUUCCACCAUGUACAACCCCAUCAUAUACUGCUGUCUGAACCAAAGAUUCCGGUCAGGAUUCCGGCAAGCAUUCCGUUGGUGUCCACUCGUCAAGGUCUCAGAGGAGGACAACAUGGAGCUGCAGCGCAUGAGAACCUUCCGGACCACCCGCAGCUAUCGCACGGAGACCACCAGCAUGAUGUCCCGGAACCAUGCUAAUGCUCUGGAGGACGCCACGCCCAAGCUGAUCAAAUCCUAGGUUCACUUGAAUGAAGACUCCAGACAGCUCAGAGUGAGAGAGGGACCUCCUGCAGCCUGGCACACUCACAUCACCACCAAAUACCUCACUAAGGAGUUUGAACGCUGCUCCUGUUGAGUUCUAUAGGGCUGUUGUUCAGCUGGAGUAGAAGGGUACUCCCAUGGCAUAAGCACUAAGUCUUAAUUGUCACUGUUCUUUGUUGUGGUUGGUUAUUUUAAGUGUGCCACCUGGUUUUGUCGAUCAUUAUGUGCGAAUAGGUGAAUUGCUCAAGCUGUAAAUACUGCCUCAGUGUGAGGUGGCAGCUCUCAUUAUAAAAAGCAACUGCUUGAGAGGUGAGAUGUGAAGAUCCAGUAGAUCAAACACCUCUUAACAGUUUUUUUAGCCAGGCAUCUGUGCCUCAGGUCAAGUAUUGCUAUAAAGCAGGACAAGGCAACACGUAGUGUAGAUACAUUUACAAUGGUGUUAGGUUGACAGUGUAAGGGAAAGGAGGAGGAAAAGGGAUCGCUUGAUGUAGAUGAAACUGCUCUUUGUGAGUUUAUAACACCUGAAGUAAGUGCUCAUAUAGGCCAAAGCUCACUGCAAUUGUACAUACAGUGUCGUCUGUGACUGUCUGAACAGUAUUUCAAUUGUGUUGUUGUGGUGUUGGACUCCAACACCUUGAAUUUGAAAUUAAUCAGUGACUGUGCAGAAUUUCAGCUUUAAUUUGAUCAUACAGUAUAUGCAUGUAUAUCGGCUGAACCAUGUAGGAAUUAAAGGCCUUUUUAUCCUUAGUCUUCCCAUUUUAGGAUAAAAUUACCUGGACUGUUUCUUGGCCAGUUGUGUGUGCUUUCUUUAGUUCAUGCAAAAGAGAGCUAACAAAAAAGUCUGUUAUCAUUGCUUCAGUGGCAGUAAAGCAGGUCAUCCUGAAGCUGAAAUAAGCAGAAUUAAUCAAUCAGCCAAAAUAUUAAACAUGUUAAUAGAUGAUUAUGAAGCUAGAACAUAUUGGUAAGUUCAGCAUUGGCAAAACAAGUUGACCGCAGUAAUGGAUGAUUGAAGAAUCAUGAAGAACAAAAACCCAUUUCAGCUGUCAAACAGAUCAAGAGCGCCUCUCAGAGAUGUGUCAAAGAACACCACAGAGAGAAGAACACACAAGCAGGACACCAGGGGUUUAUCACAACAUGCAUAUGCCUUUAGAACAGAAAGGCUUGGGUACUCUUCGCUUGAGACAAAGUUAGAUGGACAGAUGGGGACUGACAGAGUGUCAGAGUGAUGAAAUGAGGAAAGUAAGGAAGAAAAAGGAACUGCUUCAGCUGUGAAACCCGUCGGGCUUCUUCACUGAAGAUGAAUUCCAAACUGCACAGUAAGGCUUAUAAGUUAAGUGAUACUUUUUUAAUCCCACAAACGGGGAAAUUCCACCUCCGCAUUUAACCCAUCCGUGAAGUGAAACACCACAUACACACUAGUGAAUACAC
Molecule: messenger RNA, 3496 nt
Organism: Pygocentrus nattereri (red-bellied piranha)
Lineage: Eukaryota; Metazoa; Chordata; Actinopteri; Characiformes; Serrasalmidae
Gene: tacr2
Product: tachykinin receptor 2
Exons: 5
Coding region: 873-2045 (390 amino acids)
Biological process (GO): G protein-coupled receptor signaling pathway; positive regulation of flagellated sperm motility
Cellular component (GO): plasma membrane; sperm midpiece
Molecular function (GO): substance K receptor activity
Source: RefSeq, a predicted model, not a curated record